Sitophilus oryzae (rice weevil) is the source of this 4451-nucleotide messenger RNA. RefSeq names its product DNA replication ATP-dependent helicase/nuclease DNA2 (gene Dna2). The record is from RefSeq and is a predicted model, not a curated record. Gene Ontology annotation, molecular function: 5'-flap endonuclease activity; helicase activity. NCBI's taxonomy places the organism in Eukaryota, Metazoa, Arthropoda, Insecta, Coleoptera, Curculionidae. Gene Ontology annotation, biological process: replication fork reversal. The transcript has 20 exons. Gene Ontology annotation, cellular component: cytoplasm. Bases 126 to 4379 code for a protein of 1417 amino acids.
CCUCAAAUUUAAUCAUAAUUUAAAUACCCUAAGAAAUUGAAUUUAAAAUUUAAAACUCUAGAAUUAAAUGUUUAAAAUUAUGCAUUAAUUCAGUUUAGGAUAGUAUUUUGUCUACAAGAAGAAUAAUGAAAAAGACAGCAGCUAAAUCUAAAGCUUCUCAUGGCUGUAAAAAAAUAUCGUCUUAUUUCGCUGUACAAUCUACGAAGAGAGUAGAUAUAAUUAAAAAAGUCGAGUCUAAAGUAGUUGGUGAUAUAAUAGUUCUAGACUCUGAUGAUGAUAGUGUAGAUAAGUUAGAGAUAAAACAACAGUCUUUGAAUAAAAGAAAAUACAAUGGAAGCUCAAGUAUUAGUCCACCUUUAAAGAAAGUAUACUGCGAAGAAAAAUCAGGCUUAAGUAUGAAAGAUACUAACGAUAGUAAUUGCACAAAACCAUCAACAUCUGGAAUCAAUUCUUCAGAGUCAGGUUUAAUGCUAAAGAAUAUAAAAGACCUAUUAUCAACCAGUGCCUUAAAAACAUAUAAUUCUAUAGAAGAAGAUUUAGAAAAUUGUCCAGAUAAAGAAGAAUCAAACAAAUUUGAUGUACAAGCUGCUUCUCUAAGUAAAAAUAUACAUAUACUGUCAACUCCCGAGAAACAAAUCAAAACUGUACCAUCUACCAGUUCCAAAAAAUCUCCAAACGCAAAUUCGUCAAAGAAAAAUAAUGGGGAAAAAUCAAGCAGCAAAAAAACUCCUAAAAAGAUAUUCACUAGGUCUCCUAGUAAUUUGAAUGAGUUUAAUGUAGAAAUUUUAAAGAACUUUGUUAGAAUUACGCCUAGUAAGAAGGGGCAGAGUGAUAGUAGUGGAAAAAAAGCACAAACUAAGAAUGAAACGACCCCAAACAAAAUUUCUAAUACUACAGUUUUCUCUCCAACUGGAAAAGUCAGAGGAAAGUUAGAUUUUUCAUCUUGUGAAAAGAAAAUAUCUACAGUUUCCGGCCCAGAGAUUAAAUUAAACAACAAAGAAAAUGUUGAUCUGAUUAAUGUUGAUUUUGAUGAUAGUUGGGAUGGUGAUAUGUUUGAUAAUUAUAACUUGGACUUAUCAAAUUUACAGCAUUGUAAAGUAGUAAAUGUUGAUAGAGAAAACUUUGAUGUAAUUCUUACAGUGAAAUCAACAAGUUCUAAUGAAAAAGCAAUCUGUAGACUUAGAAGUAUCUGGAUUGAUACUAAGCUCAAUAUUGGAGAUACUGUUAAUAUAUCAGCUAAAAAAACUGCAGAAAAUGAAUGGUUGUUGGAUAAUAAAAACGGUUUAUUGGUUUAUGACCCUGAUUUUCUUUUUUCUGCUUCCAGUAUAUCAAAUGCCAUUUUCUGCAAAAGAAAACUUAUUUUUGCUGAAAGGUAUCGUGGCUAUGAUCCAACAAACAGAUUUAUGAUUAUUGGAUAUAUGGUGCAUGGUCUUCUUCAGGAGGUUCUUGUCAAAAAUAUAUACCAGCUUAAAGAUAUAGAAAAAUGUGCAGAAGAUAUAUUGUAUCAACUUAACUCAAUCAAGGACAUCUAUGCCAGUGGAGACAAAUUUGAGGCCAUAAAGGAAGACUUUUACUUCUACAUUCCAAAGAUCCGUGAGUUUUUAGACAAAUAUAUCGAGGGACGUACCAAAUUCCCUGCUGCUCCACCGAAAAAGGGUGAUUGGAAAGGUACCAUUUCAAAAAUAGAGGAUAUUGAAGAAAAUAUUUGGUGUCCAGAUUUGGGAUGGAAGGGCAAGGUAGAUGUAACAAUAAAAUAUGGAAAUAAAGUUAUGCCCCUUGAAGUUAAAACAGGAAGAGCAUCAGUGUCUGUUGAACAUAGGGGGCAGGUCUUAUUGUAUAUCCUGAUGAUGAACAAACUGGGCUACAAAGUCUCAUCAGGAUUACUUCUAUAUUUGAAGGAAGGAACUCUCAAAGAAAUACCACCUACAGAAGCCGAAAAAAAUGGUUUAAUGAUCCUACGUAACGAAAUGGCGUAUUAUUUGUCUAAACGUCCCAAAGUAACAAAAGAUCAAGGAGAGCAGAUUUUCGUAGAACCUCACGAAAUACCUGAACCUAUAAACCACAAGUCUUGCGCCAAUUGUCCUUAUAAUGUUGUUUGUGUAGCUCAUGCCAGAUAUUUUAAGGAAGACCUUUCUAGAUUUCCAUAUCUACAAAGUGUGGCAGACGAAGUGAGUGACGUUAUAACUCAGGUUCACGUGGAUUAUUUCAUGCAUUGGAGUUCGUUACUAGUUUUGGAAAUGUCUAAUAGAGAAGACUCCAAACAGAUGAAAGAUAUCUACACUCUUUCUCCUAGUGAGAGGAAGAAGAAAGGUAAGUGCUUGAUAAAUCUUAAACUCGUAAAUGUGAAACCCGAACCUAAUGGACUGUAUAGCCACACGUUCACCGAUUUUUCUCAAGAAAAUGGAUUUUCUGAACAGAACGGCAACUUUUUAAGUAGCGGUAUCGUGGAUAGUAGCUAUAUCGUGGCCAGUACCGAAUCCAGACCCGCUGUUGCCUCGGGUUUUGUAACUGAAUUAACGGUUAACUCUAUAGUUGUAACCCUGGAAAGAGAUUUGAGAAAGAAAUACGAAAAUCAACGUUUUUUUCUCGAUUCAUAUGAAUCUACUUCAGUAUUAACUUCUAAUAUGGCCAGUUUAAACUUAUUAUUAGGAACGACUGAACAAGCAAAUAAACUUAGGCAUAUUAUAAUUGACAGACCUCCUCCAGUAUUUCGACCAAAGAUUCCUAAAAUGGUAGCCCAGAAGGCCAAGCCUAUUCUCAAAAGGCUGAAUCGCUGCCAACAGAGGGCAGUACUAAAAGCCAUAGCUGCAGAAGAAUAUUUGUUGAUCAAAGGUAUGCCAGGUACGGGUAAAACUGCCACGAUUGUAGCCCUGAUUCAGUUGCUAGUAGAGAUGGGAAAGACUGUUUUAAUAACCAGUCAUACACACUCCGCUGUUGACAAUGUAUGUCUGAGACUGAUCAAGUAUGGUGUUAAGUUCAUGAGAUUGGGCAAUAGGGGGAGGAUCAAUAAAAAUCUUGCUGAUUACGCCGAAGAUAAAUACACUGAGAUGUGUUCGACGCCUGAACAAUUGGAGAGAGUUUAUAAUAGUGUGGUAAGCCAUUUUUUAAGAAUGUUUUUAGAAGUCUUUAUUAAUGACACUUUAUUUUUUACUAGACCUCCUCCAGUAUUUCGACCAAAGAUUCCUAAAAUGGUAGCCCAGAAGGCCAAGCCUAUUCUCAAAAGGCUGAAUCGCUGCCAACAGAGGGCAGUACUGAAAGCCAUAGCUGCAGAAGAAUAUUUGUUGAUCAAAGGUAUGCCAGGUACGGGUAAAACUGCCACGAUUGUAGCCCUGAUUCAGUUGCUAGUAGAGAUGGGAAAGACUGUUUUAAUAACCAGUCAUACACACUCAGCUGUUGACAAUGUAUGUCUGAGACUGAUCAAGUAUGGCAUUAAGUUCAUGAGAUUGGGCAAUAGGGGGAGGAUCAAUAAAAAUCUUGUUGAUUAUACCGAAGAUAAAUACACUGAGAUGUGUUCGACGCCUGAACAAUUGGAGAGAGUUUAUAAUAGUGUGUUUACGAAUUUUAAUUUUUCUUUUAGGGAGUUGGGUAUGGACGAAAGUUUGUUUGAAAGGCUCGAUAGCGAAGAAUCUCGCAUUAGUUUGAACUUGAACUAUCGCAUGAACGAGCCUAUAACAGCUUUGGCCAAUGCUUUAACUUACAAUGGCGAAUUGCUCAUUGCCACUGAAGAAAUAGCCAAGGCAUCAUUAAAUCUGCCUAAUAUUGAGACAGUAAAACAAAAGUACAAAGGCAUGUCUUGGAUUUUAGAAACGUUAGAUACUUCUUUAGAAAGGGCUGUGCAGUUCAUUGAUACAGGCCCAGUUUGGGACUUAGAACACACAGUUCCGUGGACCCAGGACGGAAAUGGUGAUAAACAAGAAGCAGAAAAGUUAGUCAAUAUCUACGAAGCUGCCAUUAUUUUCCACUUAAUACAAGCAUUACUACAGGGCGGUGUCAAAGCAUAUCAAAUAGGAGUUAUAGCGACUUACAGGGCGCAGGUAGCUCAGCUUUCCGCUAUUCUUAACCAUACAAACGUGGAAAUUAAUACUGUGGAUCAGUAUCAGGGCAAGGACAAGAAUGUGGUGUUUUAUUCAUGUUCCAAGUCAGUAGAUACAGAAAAAGAAUGGACUAGUAAUAAGUUUGAUCUACUUGAAGAUAAACGGAGACUAAACGUUGCCAUAACUAGAACAAAACACAAACUAAUAUUCGUAGGCGAUUGGGCAACGCUGCAAAAGUAUACCACCUUUAUGAAGAUCAAAGAUAUUUUGGAAGAAAACGCCAUAAAUUUAUCCAGUAUCGAAAAUUUUCAGUGGAUGGAUAUUUUAAACUCAGUCAAUGUAUGAAUUCAUUAUUUUUCUAUUUAUAUCUAGUAAGAAUAUUAUUUUUAUUUGUUUUGUCUUUACAUAAACUAUUUU